AGCCACACCCAGUCCACAACCUAGGUGUGGCCGAGCGGGCUGCCGCGUAAAGCAGUCAGGCACAAGGAGAGAAGGAACACACCGAGCAAGGGGAAGGUGUAGCGGAGGCACACGAGAAAAACAAGACUUUUUGGGAGAGAUUAGGGGGGUCACGGCUGACACAGCAACACCAGGAGCCAAAUAACCAAGCCAUUUUAGUCAAUAUCGCGGGCACACGCACAGUAGCAAAGAGCUAGACGGUGAGAAAGAGAGGAGGAAAGCCCACUAAGUAGUUGACUCAGAGAGUGAUGAAGGACAGCGAAAAAAAGGAAGGCGGGGACCUUGCAGCCAGAGGUGUCCAGCUCCUGAUGAAUGGAAAAAAAGGUGUAAACGCAGCCAUGGGAACCAAGGAGGAUAACGGACAUUUGGACGAUACUUCAUUUCCUGUGAAGAUUCAGGGAGGAGGCAUUGAGCCUUUCGAGCUAGAGGUACAUGGAUUCUGGCUGGUCCAGGACACCAUCCUGGCUGUGCUGACAAGGGAGGAGGUGCUUCCCAGGACCUCCCUCUCCCUGUCCUUCUCUGGUAUCUUGUUGGACCCCCUCUCUGAACUGCAGACCAUCAAGGGCCUGAAAGCAGGGGCCACACUGAGAUUGGUCGAGGAGCCCUACAGCCCCAGGACGGCCCGUGCGCACCUGGCCAGGCUGCAGGAGCUCCUCCGGGGCUCAGGGACCCAGGACUCCCUGAGAGAGGGCCUGUCCCCCAGCCUUCUGGACACUCUCUGCCCAGCAGCCAGUCCAGAAUCACCUUCAGGUGUUCCCAGCGGGAGAGGGACGAAGCGCUCAGCCAGUGAAACAAAGCCAGAUCAAACGCCUUUGGAAGGUCCUCCGCCCGAUUACAUCCUUCCUGGUUCCCAGGAGCGCCCCCUGCUGCCCCUGCUGCCCAACGGCACGCACACUGAGGGCCCAAGCCUCCUCCUGGACGUGUCACUCAGCUGCUGGAAUCCCCCUCCUGGUCCUAGAAAGCUUCAGGGUGACUUCCUGUACAUAAGUGUGUGCACCUUAGAGGGGCGCACCUUCGACAUCACAUCCAGUCCGAGAGGAUUCUAUCUGAACAGGUCCACUGUGGACACGUUUGACCCACGCCCUGCCACCACGCACCAGGUCUCUCACUGUCUGACAGACCUGUUGUCUCAGAUCAGCCCAGGGUUCAAACUGGGUUUCACUGCACUCAGAAACCGGGCCAGGCCGCCCCCGCUUGAGUCUAUGCCCACGCCCUACCGCACCCUCAGCUGGCUGGGCCCGGCCUCCGUCGUGCGCUCUCACAGAAACCCCUUCAGCAGCCGGCUGGGCCUGGAAGAACACAUCGGCUCACAGGCUCCGGACUGGAACGAUGAACUGCAGGCAGCUAGGGACCUGCCCCAGGGCAGCACUGAGGAGAGGCUGCAGAGGGACAGAGCCUUAUUACAGGUGAACAGUGCCUUUGUUUGGGCGGCGGCACAAGGGGCGGAGUCCGUGAUCGACGGGUGCGUGUUACCAAUCAACGGCGGGAUGGAGGACCCCGCCUUUCUCUGGGGGGGGCUGUUCUUCAGCCGCGGGGGCGACCGCGGAGGACUCCAGGGCGGGGAGAGGGUCAGGAGGGCCGGCCAGAGACUGGAGCUGAAGGGGGUGCAGGCCUAUAGCGAUUUGGAGGGGGUGCUGCAGAACCUACACACCCUACCCACUGCUGUGGUGGACUACCGGGGGGUCCGCCUCUCCGCCCAGGGGCUGGCUCCGGGACUGGACGGGGCCGACCGGGGGCCGGACGGUCUGGGCCCCUAUAGGGGUCUCCUGUACGGUUACAUGGCCGGGGUGCAGGAGAGCCCGCACCGUCGCAAGCUGCUGGAGCUGCUGGCCCACGCCUCCAAGAGCCUGGCCCUCCAGAGGCACGCCGUGCUGGGCCACACCGGCCACCAGGUGCCCCUCUUCACCAACGUCGAUGUGCAGGGUCUGCUGGGAGCCGACGGACGCUUCUACCUGCUGGACCUCUUCCGCACCCAGCCGGCCGACGCCAACUUCCACGUGGCGGGGAAGGAGGGCCAGGAGAGCCAGGAGGGCCAGGAGGGCGGGGAGCCGGAGAAGAGCCAGGAGGGCGGGGAGCCAGAGGAGGGCUGGCCUGCCUCGUACCCCGCCGUCACAGGCCUCCCCAGGGCCUUCCCGCACGGGCUGUGCAGACUGCGGCCGGAGCUUCUGCACGCCUUCAGCCAGCACAAGAUGUCUCAGUUCUCUCAGCGAGUGAGGGAGAGGAUGGAGGAGAGCGGAGGAGCGGAGGAGUCCGUGAAGGAGGCGCUGGAUCUGUGUGGGUCAGAGGCGGUGAGAGGGGCCUGCAAAGACGUGGGCUCUGUCAGCGACAUCAUCUUUGAGAUGCGCUUCAACCCUGACAUAUUCUCUCCAGGUGUACAGUUCCCGCAAUUUGAAAGCGGUGCCAAUCAGCUGCAGGAGAGGCUCCUACGGGAGGCCGCCUCUUUCAUCGUCACCCAGCAGAUCCCGGCCUUCAUAGAAGACUGCUUGCAGUUCACCGUGUCUCCAAUGGACGGCGCCACGCUAAGGCACGCUCUUCACAAAAGGGGAAUCAACCUUCGGUAUUUGGGUCAGGUGGUCCGUGUUCUCGACCAGUCAGAGCACAAGGAGCGGCUUAAGCACGUAACGAGACUGGUGUUUGGCGAGAUUGCAAUUCGCUCUGCACGACGAAUUCUGAACACCUACCUGCAGGGUGUUGAGAUCUCCAGCCUAUCAGCAGCUGUGAGUCAUUUCCUGUGCUGCCUGCUGGUACCUCAUUUUAGCCCCGCCUCUGUGGGGGAGGAGCCAAAGAAGCGCUCCAGGAGGCGUGGCCGAGGAGGGGGCGCGGCGUCAGACAGCAUGGCCUGGAGCGGCCUCAGUGGAUCUGAGCUGUGGAGUCUGAUGAACCAGGACGCCAAGGAAACCUACAAUAUCACUGACACUUUGGGCACAAGUGUGGACCAUCUGGUGGGGCAGUACGGCCUACAGAAGGUGUCCCUGCUGCGAGAGUUGUGUCUGAAGGCUGGGAUACAGCUUCGUCUGAAGGAGUAUACUCUGGACAACCGCAGCAAAGCCCCCAUCGGUCCAGAUGACAUCCUUAACGUCCUGCCCGUGAUCAAACACGUGGAGAUGAGGAUGAAGGACGCCUCUAAGAUGUUCUGCUCUGCACAGACCCACAUUCAGAAGGGGAACCUCCAGCAGGCCUACGACCAGCUGAAGGAGGUGGCCUACAUGUACACCCGCAUGUGCGAUGACCUCCAUCCGGAGGCGUGUGCCUGCCUCAGCUCUCUCGCCCGGCUGGCCUACCUCCUGGGCCGCAGCGGUGAGGCACGCAGUGUGCAGUUGAGAGUGGUGGUGAUCAGCGAGAGGGUGCUUGGGUUUGACCAUCCCAACACCAUCCAGGAAUAUGCUCUGCUGGCAGUGUACAUGUUUGCUGGUGGGGAGCUGGGCCUGGCACAGCGCUGUCUGUACCGGGCCAAGCUGCUGACGCUGCUGGUCCACGGGGAAGAGCACCCCUUCAUGGCCAUCCUGGACAGCUCUCUAGGUUUGGUUCUGCGGGGGGAACAGUCCAUUAAAUACCUACAGAACGCACUCAAACUCAACACCCUCUUCCGUGGCUCCAAUGACCUACAAACUGCUCUCAACCAACACUUGCUGGCCCAGCGGCUGUGCACCAUGGGAGACUACCGUGGAGCCAUGACCCACGAGAGGGAGGCCCUGGCGGUGUUUCAAAGCCAGUGUGGUGAAGAUCACCCGCAAACCAAGUGCAGCACAGAGUUCCUUGGGGCCAUUACCCAGCAGGCAGUGCAGAUGGAGCGGUCCCUGCGGCAGGGGGGAGCACAGGGGGUGGACCUUGACAGUUUAGCUCCGUCAAUUGACACCACAUUAGAGCAACUUGCCUUGGUCAAUAGGAUCCUCAAACCAACGAUCAGCACCACGUAUGACGUGUUGAAGGAGAAACUCAAAGAGAUGAAAGCAUCUAUUGAUUCGGCCAGUGAGAAAUCAGAGCUCGUAGCGGCAGUCAGCGCCGGAGCGAGUGGGGAAAAGCCGGCCAAUGGCGUGACGUUUUCAGGGGAAGAAGCGUCGAAUGGAGGCCUAGCGGACCAAGCCUCCGCAGUCUCAGAUGGAAACGAAGAGCAAGCCACGGCCGGAUGCCACCAGGAGGAAAUGGGUUCCGGUGAGAAGACGGACGCAGAAGGCAACGCCGGCACAGAACCAGCAGCGAACGGUACAGAUGAUAAAGCGGUGAUGAACGACCAGCUGGAAAAAGCUGAGUCCACGGGAGGAGAGGAGAGCGUAGAAGAAAAGCUAAAUAAAAUGACAACCGAUGACCAGUCAGGAAAACUGACUGAUGAAGAGAGCAGGAACCUCACAGCCAACGAGGGCUCAGGAUCGGCAGAGGUCAACGGUGAGGAAGGCAGUCACGCUGAAGAUACUGGAUAGUUCAGGAGCCCAGACGGUGGGGAAUCAUUUUGACCAGCAAAGAUUGAUGGAAGAAGGGGCAGUUUAACAGCCAACCGGCGUGUCGAGAAGUCUAGGUGUGGCUGGAAAUUCAGUUAAAUACAAUACUGGGCGGUGGGGGAAGGGGUGGUGUUCAUGUGUUGUACUUUCAAAGUUUCACAAUAAACAUGCAGAUUUUGACAAA
This is a messenger RNA of Conger conger (European conger), 4659 nucleotides long. RefSeq names its product clustered mitochondria protein homolog. The transcript is spliced from 26 exons. The record is from RefSeq and is a predicted model, not a curated record. Gene Ontology annotation, molecular function: mRNA binding; protein binding. The coding region runs from base 288 to 4457 and encodes 1389 amino acids. Lineage: Eukaryota; Metazoa; Chordata; Actinopteri; Anguilliformes; Congridae. Gene Ontology annotation, biological process: intracellular distribution of mitochondria. Gene Ontology annotation, cellular component: cytoplasm.